GUUCUUACCCUUCACCGUGACAAGACGUGAGUGUGUGUGUGUGCGCUCGGUCAUCUGGCACUAAUUAUCUAUAAGUUCAUGUAUAGAUAGUUCAGUCAACAAGUUAUACAGGGUGUAUAAAAUGGCUGGUAGGAAAAAUGCAAACCAUGAAAAACCUCCAAGGGCUACUAACUCCAAGGAAAAUAACAAGUCAGAAAAUCACCCAGAAAUAGAAAUUGCUGCCCUAGAUUCUAUUCUCAAAAACCUGUCCGAUCUAGGAAUUGGUUCUGAGACUGAUAUACAACCUGAAAAAUCUAGUUUUGGUACAAUUCUAAACCAUUUAGUUGAAAUUGUGGUUAUACUGAGCAAGGAGAUAUCAGAGCUCAAACAACAGAAGCAAGAAGAGAAGGAGAUAAAAAACCAGCUUAGAAAAUGUGAGGACGACCUAGAUGAAUCAAAACAGCGUCAAUUAAAAGGAAACCUCAUCCUCUCCUGUCAAAAACCAAAACCUGGCAGUCCAUCCAUCAUCAAA
This is a messenger RNA of Eurytemora carolleeae, 511 nucleotides long. RefSeq lists its product as uncharacterized. The record is from RefSeq and is a predicted model, not a curated record. Lineage: Eukaryota; Metazoa; Arthropoda; Copepoda; Calanoida; Temoridae.